AUGGGGGACGGUGGCGCGUCGUCGCCGGUGAACCUCCAGAAUGGCACGGGGAGCGAGGCGUCUGACGCACCGGGCACCGCUGCGGCCGCGUCCGAGCAGUGGAUGGCGGGGAUGAGCUUGGUGAUGGGGUUGAUCGUCCUAUCGAUUGUGUUCGGGAAUAUUCUGGUUAUAGUGGCCAUAGCCAAGACGCAGAGGCUGCAGACGCUCACCAACGUGUUCAUCGUGUCACUGGCGAGCGCGGACCUCAUCAUGGGGCUACUGGUUGUGCCGUUUGGCGCUGCGCUCGAGGUGCGUGGCUCGUGGCUGUACGGAACCUUCUUCUGCGAGUUUUGGAUCUCCGUGGAUGUCCUAUGCGUCACUGCAAGCAUCGAGACCCUGUGCGUUAUUGCCAUAGACAGAUACGUGGCCAUCACCUCGCCUUUCCGCUACCAAAGCUUGUUAACCAAAGCCCGGGCCAAAGCAGUGGUGUGCAUAGUCUGGGCUAUCUCUGCGCUGGUCUCCUUCCUACCCAUCCUGAUGCACUGGUCCCGGGACAGUAUGGACACAGCCUGCUACGAGGACCCUGAAUGUUGCGACUUUGUCACCAACAGGGCAUAUGCCAUCUCCUCAUCCAUCAUAUCUUUUUACAUUCCUCUAGUAGUAAUGAUAUUUGUUUACGCCCGUGUGUAUAGAGAAGCGAAAAAGCAGCUUAGGAAGAUAGACAAGUGCGAGGGCAGGUUCCACAACACCUUAACCGGGCUGACCUCUAAGUGCAAGAAGAAGCCGUCUAAAAUCCUGGCACUCAGGGAGCAGAAGGCGCUCAAAACGCUCGGCAUCAUCAUGGGGACGUUCACCCUGUGUUGGCUGCCCUUCUUUAUUGUUAACGUGGUGCGAGUGUUUUGCGCAGAGGUGGUGGAUAAAGACCUUUUCGUAUUCUUCAACUGGCUUGGGUAUGUCAACUCGGCGUUUAACCCCAUCAUUUACUGCCGGAGCCCGGACUUCAGGAAGGCUUUUAAGAGGCUACUGUGCUGCCCGAGGCAAGCCGACCGCAGGCUGCACAUCAGCUCCUGCGACCUUUCCCGGUGCUCCGGUGGGUUCGUCACCUCACUGGAGCCUGGCACCUUGGGGAUGUGGUCGGACUGCGCCGCCUUGGACAACAGUGAUAGUAGCUUGGUGGGGACAGCAAAGAUUACUCACCCUGAAUCACAGCUGUGA
Messenger RNA from Scomber japonicus (chub mackerel), 1194 nucleotides. It is a transcript of the gene adrb1, whose product is annotated as adrenoceptor beta 1. The transcript has a single exon. Gene Ontology annotation, molecular function: beta1-adrenergic receptor activity. Gene Ontology annotation, cellular component: membrane. Lineage: Eukaryota; Metazoa; Chordata; Actinopteri; Scombriformes; Scombridae. The record is from RefSeq and is a predicted model, not a curated record. Gene Ontology annotation, biological process: norepinephrine-epinephrine-mediated vasodilation involved in regulation of systemic arterial blood pressure; adenylate cyclase-activating adrenergic receptor signaling pathway; positive regulation of heart rate by epinephrine-norepinephrine. Bases 1 to 1194 code for a protein of 397 amino acids.